AUGUUCGCCUGCGCCAAGCUCGCCUGCACCCCUGCUCUGAUGCGAGCUGGAUCCAGAGCUGCAUACAGACCAAUGUCUGCAUCAGUGUUAUAUCGACCAGAGGCUAGAACUGGAGAGGGCUCAGCAGUGUUUACUGGGGCCCAGGCUGGUGUGUCUCCACUAAUCCAAAGGGAGUUUCAGACCAGUGCAAGCAGCAGAGACAUUGAUACUGCUGCCAAAUGUAUUGGUGCAGGUGCUGCAACAGUGGGAGUGGCUGGUUCUGGUGCUCGUAUUGGAGCCGUCUUUGGCUGCCUCAUCAUUGGUUAUCCCAGAAACCCUUCGCUGAAGCAGCAGCUGUUCUCACAUGCUAUCUUGGGAUUUGCCUCCUCUGAAGCUAUGGGCCUCUUUUGUUUGAUGGUUGCUUUCUUGAUUUUGUUUGCCAUUUAA
Echinops telfairi (small Madagascar hedgehog) is the source of this 426-nucleotide messenger RNA. Its product is annotated as ATP synthase F(0) complex subunit C3, mitochondrial-like. Gene Ontology annotation, molecular function: proton transmembrane transporter activity. The record is from RefSeq and is a predicted model, not a curated record. Gene Ontology annotation, biological process: proton motive force-driven ATP synthesis; proton transmembrane transport. The transcript has a single exon. NCBI's taxonomy places the organism in Eukaryota, Metazoa, Chordata, Mammalia, Afrosoricida, Tenrecidae. Bases 1 to 426 code for a protein of 141 amino acids.